AGAAAUUUGAGUGUUGCCUCGGAGCAACCUUCCUGUUAUAGAUAUAGACUAUGUUUAUACUAACUGAAGUUAUCUAUGGGCUAGAUAUGCAAAACGCCUUGCUCUAUGUAUAUGACAACUUCCGGGAGCGCUACAUUGAAGCCGCCAUAGCAGAGCAAUCUCCAGACACAAACAUGUGCUGCUUCUCGGCACUUGCUUAUAUGAUGCGAUCCAAAGCACCAGGUCGUUCCAACGAUGUACCAACCAGCGCGAGUACAUCGAUGGCCCUUCCUCUGAGAACCUCUAGACGUAAUUCCGUGCCUCCGACGCCGUCUUCCCACUUUAUCUCGUAUCUUGCCAAAAACCCCCGAACCCCAACGCGCAAACUCUUACAGCCAUAUCUAACGUACGAGGCUCGACUGCGAGAAUUGUUUGCAAAGAAUGACCCCCAGGUUCACGAUCUAGCGAACCUAGUACCGGUCUAUAAUGGCCAAGAAGAUAUGUUCAAGAUCCGGACAAUAGAUCGCCAGCUAGCUGAUGACGACAAGUAUAUCAUGCCGUUGAAGGAUGAUCAACGAGAAGCCGAUGGAAGUCUAGCCAUUACAUCAUCAUUAGCGGAUUAUCGGGAUAACUUCGAUGGAUUCACACAUGGUACACUGGCAGGCCUAGAUUGGUCCAACAUCGUGGUAGCCGGGUCAUCUGCGCUUCUCCCCCUUCUUUCUUACCGCAGAGACGUGCAUAUCGAGUAUGAUCACGCAAUAGAAAAUCCGCUCGAAACCUACUACCAAACCACCGCAGGCUCAAGUGAUAUUGAUAUAUUUCUCUACGGAUUAGACAACGAGGAUGAUGCGGUCAGACGUAUCCUUGAAUUAGAAAACAUAGUUCGAAAGAAUCAACGUUUAUUUACCGGCCAGGCCCUGUCCCUGCGCUCGAAGAAUGCGAUCACCUUCAUUUCACCGAGAUACCCAUUCCGUCAUGUACAGGUUAUACUUAGGCUCUAUAAGUCAAUUAGUGAGAUCUUAACAGGUUUUGAUGUCGAUUGCGCUUGUGUUGCCUUCGACGGAACACAAGUGUACACCAAUCCGCGAGGGAUCACUGCCAUCACCACGCGCACCAAUACUAUCGAUCUCACCCGUCGUAGCCCGUCCUACGAAAACCGCUUGUUUAAAUAUCGCAACCACAACUUCGAAGUAUACUGGGAUUCCCUCGACAGAUCACGAGUCAAGGAGAUAUAUGUCGAAAAUGAUGAAAGUCCCCGUGAACUAACCGGCCUGGCUCGAUUAAUUCUUUCCGAGCAAAACCUUCGGGAAUAUAUUAACUCAUACCGGCUAAAACGAGCCCUUAAGAGGUAUGAUGAUGGCGGAGAACCGGUCCUGACCGCGCCGAGUGGAUACGCCUCCCAUGAAAUCCCAUAUGGCGAGAAAUUUACAGCUGAGAGAGUUCGCCAGUAUGUCAUAGAACACUCCAAGGAGCCGUACAUGUUUGGAACCAUUCAUGAAGUCACCGGCCAGCAAUCCAGCUCAAGUAAGAAGGGCAAGGGACGGCUGUCCCAGAAAAUAACGUUCAUAAAAGACAACCCCGGCCGCCAGAUGAUAGGUAGUUUCUACCCUAUAACGGAUGACGACUGGACUGAGAUGGCAUAUGAAGAAGAGUAAAAAGUUUCAUCUAUAAUUCUUUCACAGGCACUUUCAAUAUUUUCUAGAUGAAGCAAAAUCAUCAACUCAACAAAAACAAAUGAAAUCAGUCCUUUUUAAGUCAAUGUACCUACUUAGGUCAAUCGUUUUGCCGGUAUUCUCUUGAGCUUGGACUUACUAUAAGAUAGACAUGGGGAGUGGCGGCCAAAAACAGGCCUCCAGCUCAACUCUACCAUCGGUACCAUGUAAGGCUACGAUUCAGCAAUUAGCUAAACCAUUUCUAGCUUAAAUAGCAUUAUGAUAGACCCUAUUUCUAGAGAAAGAGAUAAUGAAAUAGCUUCUAGCUAUCGGGAAUCUUGUCCAAUACUAAAGCAUUAGAUAAUAGAUUGUUACGGAAUCAUGAAAGCAAAGUCUAAUCAAUAGGACAAUAGAUAGUUAAAAUACAAUGGGU
This is a messenger RNA of Daldinia loculata, 2064 nucleotides long. RefSeq lists its product as uncharacterized. NCBI's taxonomy places the organism in Eukaryota, Fungi, Ascomycota, Sordariomycetes, Xylariales, Hypoxylaceae. The coding region runs from base 51 to 1634 and encodes 527 amino acids. The record is from RefSeq and is a predicted model, not a curated record. The transcript is spliced from 8 exons.